UCAGGACAAGAAGUGCUGGGAUAUUCCGAACUUGAUCCUCCAUGGGCUCGGCGUUCUUCAAGUUGUGCUGCUGCUGCUGCUGUGCCGCCGAGGACGACGAUGAGAAGCAGCCCUUAGUGGAGACUCCGGAUCCAUUGGAGUAUUUUAACCGCGAGGUGCAGAAGCGCCGUGACGAGGAGGCCAACUUGUGGAGCGAGCCGGGCGACCCCAGCCACUCGGAGCGGGAUGACGACAGGGCGCUUUACUCAUUGCUGCAAGCCCGCAACAAGACCCGCAUGGGAUCCACGGGCUACCGCCGCCUGAGCGUGGACAUCGAGGCCAUGCGAGACACACGUAGGGAAGUCCGGGACAAGUGGAGGACCAUCUUGGAGAACCUUGGCUUCAUGGCCGAGGCCGACUCGCUGCUGACCGUGUCGGCCGGCGCCUCGCUGGACCGCAUGCGCAAUGCCGCGGCAGCGCGCUCUCUCCUACAGACGCUCCACACCGAGACAUCGCUCUUUAGCAGCAGGGAGCUGCCGCCGGAGAGAUACCUCUUCAUUCUGGAUCGCUUGCUGUACCUGGACAUCGCCGAGGACUUUGUGGCCAAGGCCAGGCGCUUCUUCCCGCCCCGGGACAACUCGGACGAUGAGGACGAGCCUUCCGGCGCCAUCAACCUUCCGCUGCUGCUGGCCCGCGUGGAGGCCAUGAACGGCGGCCUUAACGAUGACGACAGUGGGGGGAGUCUGGAGAAGCCCUGAAGGGUUGUAGUACCUCCAGACACCCGGCAGGGGGCGGCAUACUUCAAGGUUAAAUAUUCGCUGUAAGGUUGAUAAUCAUCAGGGCGUCCUAUGAGCAUCACAUGACUAGACAACCAGUUGCCUAUCCAAACAGCUGACUCGCUCAAGUAUGUUUGGAGAAUAGAAACAAGUCAACUGUUUGCACGCUGCUCUCUGUCUUUGGCCUGUUCACAAUGAUAACAAAUAAAAGUUGCAAGCCUUUCGGAGUCCAUCCUGAGUCCGCGUCA
Messenger RNA from Hippocampus comes (tiger tail seahorse), 1003 nucleotides. RefSeq names its product melanoregulin-like. Gene Ontology annotation, cellular component: melanosome. The transcript is spliced from 5 exons. The coding region runs from base 42 to 737 and encodes 231 amino acids. The record is from RefSeq and is a predicted model, not a curated record. Gene Ontology annotation, biological process: melanosome transport. Lineage: Eukaryota; Metazoa; Chordata; Actinopteri; Syngnathiformes; Syngnathidae.